GACACCCCUUUGUUAUGCUACUUGAUUAUUAAAAUCAAAUUUUGAUUAUUAUUUUAGUUAUAUUUUGAUCUUUGCUUUGAUAAGCCGUGUGAGUGAAAUCCCUUGGGGUUUUAGUAUUUAAGUUGUGUUUAUUUUUAAUAAAAAAUCACCAAUGAAAAUGUCGUUUUCUAGUAGUGACCACGGGCCUUGGGAGGGAAAUAAUGGAGCGGAAUUUCCGGGAUAUCCCAGCGAAUUGAACGGUUAUGGGACACUGUGGGACCCUCAUCAUUGUUUGGCGGGACAGAAUCCAGCUUUAAUGUGGCCUAGGCAACAAUGUGGAGGACUGGUAUCCAGUAGAUUAAGCAGAAGUGGUUCACAAAAUAGCGGUCAUUCCAACAAAAAAACGCGAAGAAGGGUUGCGACCAUUGCUCAAAGAAGGGCCGCCAAUAUAAGGGAAAGAAGAAGGAUGUUUAAUUUAAAUGAAGCUUUCGAUAAAUUGAGAAGAAAAGUACCAACCUUCGCAUACGAAAAACGUCUAUCUCGCAUCGAAACCCUUCGGUUGGCAAUAACCUACAUAAGUUUUAUGUCAGAAUUGCUACACGGCCAUCCAGAUCAUAAGAAUUCAGAUGUGUACCCUCAACGAGAGUAUAUUCCUUACGGUUUAAUAAGCUAGAUAUUGGGUGGGUCUUUUUCUAUGCUUUUAAGGUUAGGUUUUAGGCAACCCCUAUGCUUGUAGUGUUAUUUUUCAGAUAUAACUUGAAAACUGUUUGAGAUAAAUUAGCGAUUACAUGUAUAUUAGAUAUGCCAAAGAUUACAAAUAUGGUAGCUUUAAGAUUUUAAAAAUACAGUGAGCGUCACAAAACACCCUGUAUAUUUUUACAUAUUAUGAUAGUUCUUUUCAAGGCGAUUGAUUACAUUGAUAUGUAACACUAUAUAUGUAGGUAUUUUUAAAAAUACACAGUUUGGGGUGUAUACUGCUUAGUUUUUUGUAAAUAACUCUUUUGGUUGUUAAAAUAAAUAGGUAUAAACAAUCUUAUUUUUAUCUAAUUUUCU
Messenger RNA from Brassicogethes aeneus, 1032 nucleotides. The record is from the annotation of a GenBank genome assembly. NCBI's taxonomy places the organism in Eukaryota, Metazoa, Arthropoda, Insecta, Coleoptera, Nitidulidae.